Messenger RNA from Microbotryum saponariae, 1893 nucleotides. The record is from the annotation of a GenBank genome assembly. Lineage: Eukaryota; Fungi; Basidiomycota; Microbotryomycetes; Microbotryales; Microbotryaceae.
AUGGCCAGCUGGGAUUUUGUACGUACCCACAUACCUCGAAGCCCUUGCUGCGUCUCCUGAAUCUCGUAGAUGUUUCGGGUGCGACGCGAUACUCGUUUCCCCCCCGGCUUGUCUUGAGCCUCCGUCGUUGUCGUCAUUUCGCGCCCGUCCGGCGUGGUGCGUGCUGAGGAUCGCUCAGCACUCUGGACGCCUGCACGGCGGAUCACCGCUCCACAGUCUCAUCGUGUCCCGUCGAUAUUAGAGCGGAUCCAGAAUGGACCCGUGGUACGGCACACUGCUAUGUGAUAAGGAAACGCCCGAUCCCCGGGACGAUCCCCGGUGCAUCCACAUGACUAUCAUCAUCAGCCGACGACUCCCGUCCUUUCCCAACAACUGAAUCUCAACAGUUACCGCCAAACUCCCUCCUCCCCUUUAUUCCCAGAGCUAAACCCUCAUCUCCCUCCUUCCCCCCCUUUUCUACGCUCUUGCGCAGAUUCAGAAACAGAUCUUGCUCGGCGACGCGGCGACGGGUAAAUCGUCCCUCUUGGUUCGCCUGACCGACGAUCGCUUCCUCAACCACUCUGAACCAACGUAAGUGAAGUGUAUUCCCAAGAGCUUCAAUUAGUUUUCUUCUUCCUUCGUUAUUCGAACUGCGUUGAUGUUACGAUCUGGUCGACGUGGCGUAAAGGGGGGGAGGACGGAAACUGAAUUUUCAGAGUUACUGAUACCCCUCGACAUCCUAAUAUCGCACAGUAUCGGCGUCGAAUUCGGAUCGAGGUUGGUCGAACUGACUGAAGGGGAAGACAAGGGGAAGAAAGUCAAGUUGCAGAUUUGGGUCAGUCCUAUUGCCUCGUUCCCUCGUCUCGGGGGGAGGGGGGGGGGGGGGCUUGCCUUUGGAAUGUCUUUGCUCUCGAAGCUCAUGCUGAUUCGGCAAAUUUGAUUCUGUGACAUGUGGGAUUUGAGAAACGAUCAGGAUACCGCUGGACAGGUCAGUACCUUUCCUCUCGAGAUGCGUAUACGCUCGGCAAACUGCUAGCACGGCGUCUUGGGUUGGUGGGUCCCCUUCGAAGCCUCGAACUGAUUCUUUGCUCCUUCCCCAUCCUCCCUCGCGAUUCCGCACUCACCAGGAAUCCUUCCGGUCGAUAACACGUAAGUUCUCCAAAAAAAAAAACUACCACAAUCCCUGUAUCCAGCCAGAACCUACUCCCUAACCGACCGCAUAUCCCCAACCCCCCACGACGCUCACCUCACCUCCUCAGGAUCCUACUACCGAGGUGCCGGUGGUGCAUUACUCUGCUUCGACCUAACCUCCCGUUCGACUUUUUUAUCCUGUCGAAGUUGGUUGAUCGAUCUCAAACAAUGGGGGGAGGAAGAUCUUUUGGUUUUGGUCGUGGGUAAUAAGAAGGAUUUGAUUCGGUCUCGACGAUCGCAAGACUUGGAGGAAGGGGGGAGAGACAGUGAAGAAGAAUCUUCGACAGUGGUUGAGGUGGAGGGGAUAGAAGGGGAGGAGGAAGAUGGUGAACGAAGGCUCGUCCCUGGUGGUCCUGGUGGUGGUGGUGGUGGGGUGGAAGAGUUGAGGAGAGAAGUACAAGCUUGGGUUAAGGAACAAGGAUUGGCAGGCUACGUAGAGACGUCCGCUAAAGAUGGUGAAGGAGUACAAGAGGUGCGUUUCUUGCCGAUCUGCCUGCUCCAUUGGUCGAAGCUUCAAAUCACGCCCAUGACUUUUUGCGCCUGACUCUUUUACCUUCUUUUCCUCUCCAGGCAUUCAACGAGCUCACAAUAAAGGUCCACGAGAAGCACCAGAAAGCGUUGUCCGCGCAACGCGCCCGAGGAGGUGCGAACGGUUUGAAAGCGUUCAGAUUGACAAGAGCAGGAGCAUCGACGACGAACGAAGGGGGUGGCGGGUGUUGUUAA